Pectinophora gossypiella (pink bollworm) is the source of this 3251-nucleotide messenger RNA. RefSeq names its product nuclear inhibitor of protein phosphatase 1 (gene NiPp1). Gene Ontology annotation, cellular component: nuclear speck. Gene Ontology annotation, molecular function: mRNA binding; protein binding; protein serine/threonine phosphatase inhibitor activity. The record is from RefSeq and is a predicted model, not a curated record. The transcript is spliced from 9 exons. Lineage: Eukaryota; Metazoa; Arthropoda; Insecta; Lepidoptera; Gelechiidae. Bases 127 to 1173 code for a protein of 348 amino acids.
UCAAACUUGCGGGUUCGAUGAGAUUGAAAGUAAAAUUGUUCAUAUUUUUAACUAAUUCUCAGCAUGUUUUCGUAGCGAAACGUAGAAGUUACUGCUAAAGAUAAAUAGAAGAAGGCAGUAGCAAAAAUGGCAAAUCAUUAUGAAGUACCCAGCUGGGCUGGUAAGCCUCCUACGGGGUUGCAUCUGGAUGUGUUAAAAGGGGAUAAGUUGAUACAAAAGCUGAUGAUAGAUGAUAAGAAAUGCUACCUGUUUGGUCGGAACCCUCAGAUGAAUGACUUCUGUAUCGACCAUGCUAGCUGCUCAAGAGUUCACGCCGCACUUGUGUAUCACAAGCACUUAAACAGGUCCUUUUUGGUUGACCUGGGCAGCACACAUGGCACCUACAUCGGGCAGAUGCGGCUGGAGUCGAACAAGCCGACUCAACUACCCAUCGACUCCGUCUUCCACUUCGGAGCUUCCACGAGAAAUUAUAUUAUCAGAGAGCGUCCGACGGGCAACCAGCGCGGUAUCAUGGAGGAGCUACCCAACACGGAGACCGAAGGCGCACUGCUAGGCCUGCCUGAGACGCAGACAGAGCUAGAUAAUUUAACGGAAUUCAACACGGCGCAUAAUCGGCGGAUUUCGAUGUUGGGAAUAUCUACAGACGACGGGACUGAUGUUAUGAAGCCCCCUACAGGCACUAAACGCUCAGCAUCGAUGCCAGCGGGCGGCGCAGCGAAGAAACCCAAACGAAACGUGUCGUUCAAUGAGGAGGUUGACAUCAUCAACCCGGAGGACAUUGACCCCACAGUGGGCAGGUUCCGCAACCUGGUCAAGUCAACCAUAGUGCCCAACGCGAACAAUGCUCCUAGGAAGCUGAAGCUGCAAAGUGCUGAUGACAGCCAGCACCACCACUCGCUGCGGCUGCAGGAGAUCUCCCGCGGCAACAACCUCUACUCCGACCUGCCCGCGCCCAGCUCGCACCUCAGCCUCAUUGGGGCCAGAUUGGGUCUUUCAUUACCGAACCCGGCGCCGGACGUUGAACUCGAGGGUCCGGAGCCACACCUCAACAUUCAUCCGCCGCUGCCUCACCCAGCACCAGAAGACGCUGGUCCUUCGAGCGAGCCUAAAAGAAAGAAGUACGCGAAGGAGGCCUGGCCGGGGAGGAAACCUGGACACGUGCCCGGGGUCUGAGACACGCCGCGUGUCUAAUGGAGCUUCAUUGUUCGACACGACACUACUUCGGGAGGUCACUACAGCAGGGUCUACACGGUUACGCUAUCGCGCACGGCGCGACGUUUUGUCAUCAUCGGUUGAGCCGUACAAUUAUAUACAUACACAGCAUUCGUUGCGUCUGUCGGUCGAAUUCCGACGUAUCGAGCCGACGGGAUAGCACAACCCAUGCAAACCUCCAGAGACAUACAACUAGAAGAAACACUUUGUUAUUUUAAACCUACAAACCUACGAAUGCGUGCACUGAGAGAUUUCUUCUCAAUCAAUCAUCGUGAAAAAAUCCUCAAUAACCUGUGGAGUGGGUCUUUCUACCGCUUCACUGCGUGUUGGAGAUACAUCGAUAAAUUAAAAAAGACUUCUAAAAAUCCUUAAACUCCAUAAAACGUAACAUGAUUAGAUUGAUAUAUAUCUUUCUCUUUCUCUAAGCUAUAUACUGUCAAUGCAAAAGAAACUUCCUUCAUCUCUUUCGCACUAGGCGAUGUUCCAUAUGUCUAUCCUGCUAACCUUCUAAUCAUGGUACGUUUUUUACAGAGUUUUAAUUUAUCUAAAGAAAUUAAAGCACUCUGCGUGUUAGAAGGUAAUGUGUUUUUUUUAUUAAUACUAUAGUGGCCCCGUUUCAUGCACACACCUCCUAAAUUUAUUUUAAGUUAUACCUGUCAUUUUCUUAUCCGCCCACAAGGGAAGGGACGGAUGAUUGACAACUGUUAAUUUAAUAAUGAAUAACCCGGGCGAAUAAAAUAGACAUCUCACUCAUAUGCAACCCGUUUGACGAGUGCUGUCAAGUAAAUUCUGUGGGCAAUAUAAAAUUUUGGAAGGGUUUUUUUUAACUUCUUCCUUAAAAUUGACGUGUGGUCCAUAAAUUUUAUGCCUGUCGAUUACCCGUCCCUUUCUUUUUCAGCGGAUAAGAAAUGACAGGUAUAACUUAAAAUAAAAUUAGGUAGUGUGUACAGGAAUCAGCACCAAUUUUUAUUUAGUUCGUCAGGUGCACAUAAUAUCGAAUGCAUUAUUUUUUAUUUCUUAUCAUGAAUUUUAGGAUACUCUUUAAGCAUGGAUAGUUUUUGUUUGCUCUUGUCAAUGAAUUUUGUUUAUAUUCUCAUUUUCCGUUGAUGUACGUAGACCCCGAUAAUGAUGAUGUUGAGCGCAUGCAUUUAUCUCGGUUUGGUAUGCUGUUGUCACUCAGACACCCUUUGAGUGUCAAAAUUUGUUUCAUUUGACAAUUUUGAAACAGCCAUCCACGCCCCUUGACUUUUUAGCGGGUUAAGGUGAAGGCGUGUGCCUUCACCUUAAGCGCGCCGCAGGAGUCGCACGCGGCGAAAUCAUCGUAUUUUAAUAAAAUCGAAAUCGAAUGCAACUUCGCGCACCUAUAUAGAUGACUUCGGCGCGCACGGACCCUGCGGCGCGUCUAAGUGGCGCGUUCAUCUUUACAUCACAUUGAUUAUCAUAUAGCUAUGUAAAAAACGAGAGUUUCGCAGGUUCUUUUAUAUUAACGUUCUGUGAGGUGAACAUUUUGAAUUAAUUUAUGUCCAAUACAUUUUAGAAACAGACAAGAAUGAUACAUUCAACAAAUCUAGACAAUUGUUCCCAGUAGUCCCCUGUAGCCCUGUCCCCCGAAGUCCAUCUACGUAGCGUUAUCAUUGUCUCGUUUCCACAGGGACCGCCGACCUAACCUGAAGAUUUGACAGGUCCGGUUUUUUUAAAGAAGCGACUGCUAUCUGACCUCCCCACCCGAAGGAAAAAUACAUUUCUCGGUAAUGUGGGUUUCCUCACGAUGUUAUCCUUCACCGCUGAGCAGAUGUUAAUCAUUUAAGAUACAAAAAUGUUGUUUUUUUAAACAAAACUAGACGUAAAAAUGGAAUAAUAAUAACUAAUAGGUAGUCAUUGGUCUUUGUAAGGAAAUGUUACCUAAUAAUUAGGUAGAGAUGUAUUUACAAAUAUUUGGAAUUAUACAUUUUGUAAAGCAUCCAAUAAAUAAUGUUCCGUGCUGUGAACUCGUAUUUGUAUAAGUGAAGAAUAAAUAAAUGAUUUUAUCUUAAACUUGA